This is a messenger RNA of Arctia plantaginis, 1938 nucleotides long. The record is from the annotation of a GenBank genome assembly. Lineage: Eukaryota; Metazoa; Arthropoda; Insecta; Lepidoptera; Erebidae.
AUGAAUCUCAUUUUGCUAGUCAUGGGCUACACAGUACACACGCUACGCCACGGCGGUGUAGUGCUGCAGCGCGGCGGCGGUGUGGUGGUGCAGCGCGGAGGUGUCGCUGCGGCACGUACACAGUACACAGUACACACGCUACGCCACGGCGGUGUAGUGCUGCAGCGCGGCGGCGGUGUGGUGGUGCAGCGCGGAGGUGUCGCUGCGGCACGUACACAGUACACAGUACACACGCUACGCCACGGCGGUGUAGUGCUGCAGCGCGGCGGCGGUGUGGUGGUGCAGCGCGGAGGUGUCGCUGCGGCACGUACACAGUACACAGUACACACGCUACGCCACGGCGGUGUAGUGCUGCAGCGCGGCGGCGGUGUGGUGGUGCAGCGCGGAGGUGUCGCUGCGGCACGUACACAGUACACAGUACACACGCUACGCCACGGCGGUGUAGUGCUGCAGCGCGGCGGCGGUGUGGUGGUGCAGCGCGGAGGUGUCGCUGCGGCACGUACACAGUACACAGUACACACGCUACGCCACGGCGGUGUAGUGCUGCAGCGCGGCGGCGGUGUGGUAGUGCAGCGCGGAGGUGUCGCUGCGGCACGUACACAGUACACAGUACACACGCUACGCCACGGCGGUGUAGUGCUGCAGCGCGGCGGCGGUGUGGUGGUGCAGCGCGGAGGUGUCGCUGCGGCACGUACACAGUACACAGUACACACGCUACGCCACGGCGGUGUAGUGCUGCAGCGCGGCGGCGGUGUGGUGGUGCAGCGCGGAGGUGUCGCUGCGGCACGUACACAGUACACAGUACACACGCUACGCCACGGCGGUGUAGUGCUGCAGCGCGGCGGCGGUGUGGUGGUGCAGCGCGGAGGUGUCGCUGCGGCACGUACACAGUACACAGUACACACGCUACGCCACGGCGGUGUAGUGCUGCAGCGCGGCGGCGGUGUGGUGGUGCAGCGCGGAGGUGUCGCUGCGGCACGUACACAGUACACAGUACACACGCUACGCCACGGCGGUGUAGUGCUGCAGCGCGGCGGCGGUGUGGUGGUGCAGCGCGGAGGUGUCGCUGCGGCACGUACACAGUACACAGUACACACGCUACGCCACGGCGGUGUAGUGCUGCAGCGCGGCGGCGGUGUGGUGGUGCAGCGCGGAGGUGUCGCUGCGGCACGUACACAGUACACAGUACACACGCUACGCCACGGCGGUGUAGUGCUGCAGCGCGGCGGCGGUGUGGUGGUGCAGCGCGGAGGUGUCGCUGCGGCACGUACACAGUACACAGUACACACGCUACGCCACGGCGGUGUAGUGCUGCAGCGCGGCGGCGGUGUGGUGGUGCAGCGCGGAGGUGUCGCUGCGGCACGUACACAGUACACAGUACACACGCUACGCCACGGCGGUGUAGUGCUGCAGCGCGGCGGCGGUGUGGUAGUGCAGCGCGGAGGUGUCGCUGCGGCACGUACACAGUACACAGUACACACGCUACGCCACGGCGGUGUAGUGCUGCAGCGCGGGGGCGGUGUGGUGGUGCAGCGCGGAGGUGUCGCUGCGGCACGUACACAGUACACAGUACACACGCUACGCCACGGCGGUGUAGUGCUGCAGCGCGGCGGCGGUGUGGUGGUGCAGCGCGGAGGUGUCGCUGCGGCACGUACACAGUACACAGUACACACGCUACGCCACGGCGGUGUAGUGCUGCAGCGCGGCGGCGGUGUGGUGGUGCAGCGCGGAGGUGUCGCUGCGGCACGUACACAGUACACAGUACACACGCUACGCCACGGCGGUGUAGUGCUGCAGCGCGGCGGCGGUGUGGUGGUGCAGCGCGGAGGUGUCGCUGCGGCGUCGCGCGGCGAGCACGAGGCGCGCCAGCAGCGCGCGGUGCUCCCGCUCGGUGUAACGCUCGUACGACUCCAGACCCUCUUGAAGCUUGAGAAUUAA